Molecule: messenger RNA, 1827 nt
Organism: Callorhinchus milii (elephant shark)
Lineage: Eukaryota; Metazoa; Chordata; Chondrichthyes; Chimaeriformes; Callorhinchidae
Gene: pofut4
Product: fucosyltransferase 11 (alpha (1,3) fucosyltransferase)
Exons: 3
Coding region: 184-1662 (492 amino acids)
Cellular component (GO): Golgi membrane
Molecular function (GO): alpha-(1->3)-fucosyltransferase activity
Source: RefSeq, a predicted model, not a curated record
CGGCGGUGGGCGGGGAGGGAGGGAGGGGGUCGUGUGAGAUAAAUUGCCUUUCCUGCCUUUGGCUGUGAAUGCAGUCAGUGUGAGUGAGUGAGUGAGUGAGUGUGAGUGAGUGAGUGAGUGUGUGUGUGUGAGUGAGUGAGUGAGGGCGGUGGCCCCGGACCCCGGGCUCUGGCUCUGUUGGUGAUGAUGAUGAUGAUGGUGGUGGUGGUGAUGGUGAUGGUGCUGCUGCUCGGCCUGACCGGGGGCUGCGGCUCUCAGGCCCCGCGGCCUCCCCGCCCGCCCGGGGCCGCCGGGGCCGAGCCCUCCCUGCCCGCCUCGGCCCUGUCGGGCUUCGAGUUCGCCGCGGUGGUGGCGGGCGGCAGCUACCGGGGCCCCGGGAACAACGACACCAGGAGCAACCGGCAGCUGCCCAUCCUCCUGUGGUGGGGCGGACAGCUCUUCCCGCACUUCCCGGGGGACACCGAGCGGAUAGACUGCGCCCUCAGCUCGUGCCUGGUCACCAGGAGCAGGAAAGUCCAGACCCACCGCAGGACCAAGUCCCUGAUCUUCUACGGCACGGAUUUCAGGGCCUACGAGGCGCCGCUGCCCCGACUGCCCCACCAGACCUGGGCUCUGUUCCACGAGGAGUCGCCCAUGAACAACUACGUCUUGUCCCACGCGGCCGGGAUCGGCCUCUUCAACUACACGGCCACCUUCGGGCGCCGCUCCGACUACCCGCUGUCCCUGCAGUGGCUGCCGAGCCGCCGCUACCUGUUGGCCGCCGCCGCCGCGCCGCUGGGCGAGAAGCAGCGGCUCAGGGGACGCGGCUACGCGCCUGUGCUGUACCUGCAGUCGCACUGCGACGUGGCGUCGGACAGAGACCGGUACGUCCGAGAACUGAUGGAACACAUUCAGAUUGAUUCUUAUGGUCAGUGCCUACAUAACAAAGACCUACCCAGCCACAGACUGGUGAACACACUAACCGCCACGACAGAAGAUUCGGAGUUUAUGCGUUUCAUCGCCAAUUACAAGUUCCACAUUGCCAUGGAGAAUGCAAUCUGUGACGAUUAUAUGACCGAAAAGCUUUGGCGUCCAAUGCACCUAGGAAGUGUGCCAAUAUACCGUGGCUCUCCUGUGGUGCAGGACUGGAUGCCCAAUGACCACUCAAUAAUUCUGAUUGACAGCUUUCCAUCUCCAAAAGACUUAGCAGAUUUUAUUAAUUACCUUGAUCAAAAUGACGAGGAAUAUUUGAAAUAUUUGGAGUAUAAACAGCCAGGUGGCCUCACAAAUACCUUUCUCCUGGAAAGCUUAGAGAAGAGAGAGUGGGGCGUGAAUGACAUGAGCAAGCCCAACUAUCUGAAUGGGUUUGAAUGCUUUGUUUGUGAUCGGGAGAAUGAGCGCCUGCAGGCAGAGAGGGCUCACAGAAAGCUACCAGAUAGCGUUCCACUACCAGUCCCCAGAAGGGCUGCUUAUGAUCACAUGGGCUGCCCAGUGCCCACACCUGGAUAUGGAAGUGAUGAUGAGAUUCCUGCAAAUGACAGCUGGAAACAAAUGUGGCAACAAGAUUACUGGCAGAGCAUCGACCAGGCAGAAGCCCUGACCACCAUGAUCCAUCACAAUGAAACCGAUGCAGGGAGACUUUGGGAUUACAUUCAUCAACUGAUGUCGAAGAGUCCACACUAACAGCAUCGGGACGGAGUGCACUUAGACUUAUUGCUUCUGAUUCUCUCCCGACACCUGAAUGGAUUAAUUAUAAGUCACUGUGUGAAUCUAGUGACGACGCAUUUUUUACACACUGUCCUUUACUAAUUAUUUUUAAAAAGUAACUUUUUAUUGGAAAUAUUUUCU